Messenger RNA from Ailuropoda melanoleuca (giant panda), 1889 nucleotides. RefSeq names its product F-box and leucine rich repeat protein 16 (gene FBXL16). Gene Ontology annotation, molecular function: protein binding. Lineage: Eukaryota; Metazoa; Chordata; Mammalia; Carnivora; Ursidae. The coding region runs from base 152 to 1633 and encodes 493 amino acids. The transcript has 5 exons. Gene Ontology annotation, cellular component: cytoplasm. The record is from RefSeq and is a predicted model, not a curated record.
CGCGGGGCGCGGCAGGGCCCUGCCGGCCAGGCCAGCACCUCGGCCGCAUCCCCGCUUCGCCAGCGCCCAUGCCGGGCUCCCCAUGACGAGAAGACGCCGGGCGGACAGCGUGGCAUGAGCCAGGUGCCCGGGCCGAGAUCGAGCGAGGAAGAUGUCGAGCCCGGGUGUGGACGGCGACCCCAAGCCUCCAUGCUUGCCUCGCAAUGGCCUGGUGAAGCUGCCAGGCCAGCCCAACGGCCUGGGUGCAGCCAGUAUCACCAAGGGCACACCAGCUGCCAAGAACCGCCCCUGCCAGCCACCUCCCCCACCCACCCUCCCACCACCCAGCCUGGCUGCCCCACUGCCACGGGCUGCCCUGGCUGGGGGCCUGUGCCCCCCAGCGGGGCUCCCUCUUGGUGGACCAGCCUCAGCCCCAGUCCCCGGGCCCCCAGUGGAGCGGCCACCACUGGCCACAGACGAAAAGAUCCUCAAUGGCCUCUUCUGGUACUUCUCAGCCUGUGAGAAGUGUGUGCUGGCUCAAGUGUGCAAGGCCUGGCGGCGUGUGCUCUACCAGCCCAAAUUCUGGGCAGGCCUCACGCCUGUGCUGCACGCCAAGGAGCUCUACAAUGUGCUGCCUGGUGGCGAGAAGGAGUUUGUGAACCUGCAGGGCUUCGCUGCGCGUGGCUUUGAGGGCUUCUGCCUGGUUGGCGUCUCCGACCUGGACAUCUGUGAGUUUAUCGACAACUACGCCCUCUCUAAGAAGGGUGUCAAGGCCAUGAGCCUCAAGCGCUCCACCAUCACGGAUGCCGGCCUGGAGGUGAUGCUGGAGCAGAUGCAGGGCGUCGUGCGCCUUGAGCUGUCGGGCUGCAACGACUUCACCGAGGCAGGACUGUGGUCCAGCCUGAGCGCUCGCAUCACCUCGCUGAGCGUCAGCGACUGCAUCAACGUGGCCGACGACGCCAUUGCCGCCAUCUCGCAGCUGCUGCCCAACCUGGCCGAGCUGAGCUUGCAGGCCUACCACGUGACGGACACGGCGCUGGCCUACUUCACAGCACGCCAGGGCCACAGCACGCACACGCUGCGCCUGCUCUCCUGCUGGGAGAUCACCAACCACGGCGUGGUCAACGUGGUGCACAGCCUGCCCAACCUCACCGCACUCAGCCUCUCCGGCUGCUCCAAGGUCACGGACGACGGUGUCGAGCUCGUGGCCGAAAACCUGCGCAAGCUGCGCAGCCUUGACCUUUCGUGGUGCCCGCGCAUCACUGACAUGGCGCUCGAGUACGUGGCCUGCGACCUGCACCGCCUGGAGGAGCUGGUGCUGGACAGGUGCGUACGCAUCACGGAUACUGGCCUCAGCUAUUUGUCCACCAUGUCGUCCCUCCGCAGCCUCUACCUGCGAUGGUGCUGCCAGGUAUGGCCCUCCCCGCCUGCCUCCGAAGACUGGGGAGUGGGGGACUUGGGGAAAGCCCUCGCCCAGCCGCCGCCCCGCCUCUCGCCCGCUGCAGGCUGCCCGCUGCUGACCACCACGGGGCUGUCGGGCCUGGUGCAGCUGCAGGAGCUGGAGGAGCUGGAGCUGACCAACUGCCCCGGGGCCACCCCCGAGCUCUUCAAGUACUUCUCGCAGCACCUGCCCGGCUGUCUCGUCAUCGAGUAGCGCGGGCCUCCCCGUCCCGGCGCAGGAAGCCGCCACGCUCGGGGCGGGGACGCCUUCUCCCGGCCCUGCCCUCAGGGGAGCCCUCGCUCCCGCGGCCCAGCGCGGAGGCAGGGCGAACCCAGUGAAAGCCCCGCCCCGCGCCCCUCCUGUCCCCGCCCGGGCCGGGAGGGGCGGCGGGCGGGCCCAGCCCCACGCACGCACGCACGCACAUUCGGGGACUCUGUGCAUGCCCCUCGUGCCCACACUGCACGCCCGC